AUGCGCAUGCACUCCGCCUUGCCCCUCGCCGUAGAAGCUUUGUGUUGCAAAUCGCACAACAGUGUGACCCGGCAUCCCCCAGUUCUCUUCUGUCCUCGGCAAGUCCACCCCUUUGCAUUUCAUCUUUAUAUUCAGAGAUUUGGAGCUAGUGAGACUUGGGAAUACCUUGGCCAGACCUUGGCACGCAGCGCACAACAGUGACUGCGCAUAUGACGUAGUGACGUACACGACGUCCCAACGAUCCAUCGGAUAUGUACGGGCACAACAUUGUGCAGCUUGCCAAUUAGACCUUUCGACCUUCAGAGUCUCAUCUUAUCUUGACCUCCUUGUUGGCUUGGCAUUCUUCCUCAAAGGCGUCGGCAUCGGUGCCGAAGAGCGCACAUGGGGUGACGAAGUCCAUAGUAUGCGACAC
Periconia digitata is the source of this 412-nucleotide messenger RNA. The record is from the annotation of a GenBank genome assembly. Lineage: Eukaryota; Fungi; Ascomycota; Dothideomycetes; Pleosporales; Periconiaceae.